Camelina sativa (false flax) is the source of this 2030-nucleotide messenger RNA. The record is from RefSeq and is a predicted model, not a curated record. NCBI's taxonomy places the organism in Eukaryota, Viridiplantae, Streptophyta, Magnoliopsida, Brassicales, Brassicaceae.
GUCAAUCGAAAUCGAACAGGCACAAAUCAACACAACUAAAUUCAAUUCCCUCGUAAGCUCCUCUUCCAAUUCGAAACCCUAAUAACAAAAGCCCUAACCUACGAAAUUCGCCGAAUCGUUGACGAUAAUGGAGUUUGACGAAUACGAGUAUCUGGAGAAGACGGUUGAGAAAGGAGAUGUGUCGGAUAGGAAGAUAGAAGAGAGUGGGAACGAGAAGAGCGAGAGGAGCUACAGAAAGAGAGAAGGAGGAGAGGAGGAAGACGGUGAUGAAGAGCGAGGUAGCAGUCGGAGUAAGAAGUCUCGUGGAGAUGGCCAAGAGAACGGUAAGAGGGAUCGUGGGGAGAAAGAGAGGCAUAGGAGCAGCAGAGACAAGGAGAGAGAGAGGGAUAAGGUUAGAGAAGGAUCGAGAGAUAAAGAGAGUGACCGUGAGAGGAGUAGCAAGGAGAGAGAUAGGAGUGAUAGGGACAAAACCCGAGACCGAGAGAGAAGAGAAAGGGAGAAGGAUAGAGAGAGGAGGGAGAGAAGGAGCAGUAGCAGAUCUCGGAGGGAGGAAGUAGCGGAAAGAGGAAGCAGGAGACACAAGGACAAGAAAGAUGAGCCUGAAGCAGAUCCUGAGAGAGAUCAAAGAACUGUUUUUGCAUACCAGAUGCCUCUUAAAGCUACUGAGAGAGAUGUUUAUGAGUUCUUCUCCAAAGCGGGCAAGGUGAGGGAUGUGCGAUUGAUCAUGGACAGAAAUUCAAGACGAUCAAAAGGAGUCGGGUAUAUUGAGUUUUAUGAGGUGACGUCAGUUCCAAUGGCCAUAGCUCUGUGUGGACAAAUGUUUCUUGGACAACCUGUGAUGGUUAAGCCCUCUGAAGCUGAAAAGAAUUUGGCGCAAACUAAUAGUACUACGGGUGGUACUGGACCUGCAGAUAGGAAACUAUAUGUUGGAAACCUGCAUUUCAACAUGUCAGAGCCGGAGCUUAGACAGAUUUUUGAGGCGUUUGGUCCUGUUGAGGUUGUUCAGCUACCAGUUGACGCUGAAACUAAGCAGUGCAAAGGUUUUGGCUUUAUUCAGUUUGCCCAUCUUGAACAUUCAAAGGCAGCCCAAAUUGCCUUAAAUGGAAAGCUGGAGAUUUCUGGUAGGACAGUUAAGGUGUCCUCCGUGUCUGAUCAUGUUGGUACACACGAUACUGCUCCAAAAUCUGCUGAUUUUGAUGAUGAUGAUGGAGGUGGACUGGCUUUAAAUGCACAAUCUAGGGCUCUGCUUAUGCAGAAACUGGAUCGUACAGGUAUCGCAACGAGCAUUGUGGGCUCUCUCGGAGUACCAGCAUUAAAUGGAACAGCUUAUAAUCAACCAGGCAUGGUUCCUAGUUUCCCAACGUCAGUGCUUCCAACAGCAGCAAACACUUCUUUUAUCACUGAGCCUGUUGGCCAGCCAAGUGACUGUCUCCUACUGAAGAACAUGUUCGAUCCUGCAACCGAGACGGACCCGGAGUUUGAUCUUGAGAUUAGAGAAGACGUUAAGGAAGAAUGCUCAAGGUAUGGCAGAGUCAGCCAUAUUUAUGUAGACAAGAACAGUGCGGGUUUUGUGUAUCUGCGAUUUGAAACAGUGCAAGGUGCAGUGGCAGCUCAAGGCGUGAUGCACAGGAGGUGGUUUGCCCAAAAGAUGAUAACUGCAACUUUCAUGCCUCGGCAUGAAUAUGAGGCCAAAGCCAAGGACCAAAUUGAAUGAAGGCAUGUCUCCUUUCGUAUAUUUUCUUGUUCUGACUGUUUCUCACGAAACAGCAAGCUUGGACUGCAGACUGUUCCUUAGGCCGCUUCAAACCCAUUCUACACCCUUCAAUUCCAGAUUUAUCAAUUAGUCUCGUGAUCUCGUUUUGAUUUGAGCUCGAGAUGAUUCCAAGGAAGAUAACAAUCAACCUGCGACUUCAUCCGGAAAAAUGGUAUUAAUGUUGAUUGUCUGUAUAGAUACCAUCAUACAUAGUAGUAAAACGCAUGCAAAACAUUUUUUCGUAACCAAGUUCUAUAACAUAAGCACUUACUUUGUA